ACAAGCAUCAACCAUCAACGCAGAAAAUUCCUCGUUGGUAGGGAUGUCGUGCAUUGUCCAAUUAGAAAAUCUGUGUGCAUUGCCCGUGCGUUUCGACUGCGUUUGCGAUCACGAACGAAAACAUGAAAUGGGGGAUGUGACUGUAAGGAGCACAAACGAAUACAAUUUGUAAGUUCUUUUAGAGUAAGAAAAGCUGUCUAUUUUUCAGCUGCAUCAUGGAUGCUACAGAAGAUGAUGUGAACGAUCAAACGGAGAAGACAGACGAGAAACCAGAUUUUGGUUCUCAUAUUUUGACAUGUGCAAAGAAGACUUUAGAAAGUGCAUUCCUGCUGCUGCGGAGGAAGAUCCCAUGCACAGGACACUUGAUGACUCCUCGAAGGUUGUGGAUGCAGACCGUCCCUACACAGGAAUGUGAUGUGGUGCUGAUGUUCCCACCGGGGGCCCAGGACAUCACUCUGAUGUGGCUCCUGUCUCGAUUGAGGGCAGGCACCCCAGGCCUGGUCGUUCACGUCCGGCACCAUGCUUCCUCCGACAGUUACGGCUUCUACCUCACAGCGCCUUUCAAUGUGCUGCUGAAGGCGGCAGAAGAGGUACACCUGCCGAAGUCGCUGUGCCGCGAUGUCGGCGGCGGCCUGAAGGAGUUUGUGCAGCAGGAGAAGAUGUACUUCGAGGGGAUAGAGAACGAGCGAGAGUUCUUCUCCACCCAGGAGCGACAGUUGCUGGUCCUCCACUUGCUGCAGACGCUUCGUGCUGGCCCUGAAGACCAGCUGGCCGGAGUGAAGCUCAUCGAAGGUCAAGCCAUUGUGCCCAAGUGCCUGGCGGCGGGCGUGGUGGCCCAGGUGUUCCCCCUCCACGACCGGCCAGCGCUGCAGCACCUGCAGAGGUCCUGGGUCAUGACCCUUGGCAGGAAGCAGCCUCUGGAUGAUGUCUGUGCAUACUUUGGGGUGAAGAUUGCCAUGUACUUCGCGUGGCUGGACCACUACACCAAGGCCCUGAUAGUUCCUGCUGUCGUAGGUGUGGUCUUUUGGGUCGGCCUGUGCGGUCGGGACCAGGCGGUGGAGGAUGUGGGCUUCGUGCUGUUCUCCUUCUUCAACGUGCUGUGGGCGAGCGUGUACGUGGAGGCGUGGAAGAGGCGCAGUGCGGAGCUGGCCUACCGCUGGGGCACCCUGGACCAGCGCGAUGAGCUGCUCGUCGAGCCCCGCCCUCUUUUCACGGGCACCCUGGAGGUGAGCCCUGUGACGGGGCGCCUGGAACACACCUACCCGGCCUGGAGGAGGAACCUGUUCCGCUACCUGGUCAGCGUGCCCGUGAUUGUCACCUGUCUGCUGGUGGUCUUCGCCGUCAUGAUCUCCAACCUCCAGCUGCAGGCCUGGUGGGACAAACAAAUUGCAGAAAGGGGCUAUCCUUUCUACCUUACGUACCUACCAAAAAUUCUUUUGGCAGUCGUCAUAACAAUACUUGAUGAAGCUUAUUACAAAGUUGCUUGUUGGCUCAACGACAAAGAAAACUACAGGCUUGACACCAAGUAUGAAAACCAUCUAAUCGUCAAAGUAGCAUUGUUUCAGUUUGUCAACUCGUUCCUCUCGCUGUUCUACAUUGCUUUUUACCUCCAGGACCAAGAAAAGCUUAAAGAGCAGUUGGCGGUGCUGCUGAUCGUGAGGCAGGUGAUAGGCAACCUGAAGGAGUCGGCGUUGCCGUACGUCGCGGAGCAGCUGCGUCUGGCCAAGCUCAGCUUCGACCUGUUCGGGGCCCUGAGCCCCUCGGAGGCCAAGAAGGAGCCGCCAGGGGCGGGGCCCGAGGCCGACCACUCGGCGGGGGAACCCAAGCCGGCAGGGAGCCGCAUCGUCAACCAGGCUGAGCUGGAGAGCUCCUUGUUCAAGUAUGAUGGGACGUUCGAGGACCACUUGGAGAUAUUCAUCCAAAUGGGUUACGUCGUGUUGUUCUCAUCCGCCUUCCCCAUGGCUGCCUUCUGCGCCCUCGUGAACAACCUGAUAGAGAUCCGCAGCGAUGCGUUCAAACUGUGCUUCAUUUUCCAGCGGCCGUUUGGUCAACGUGUUUCCAGCAUUGGCACUUGGCAGAAUGCGAUGGAAGUGAUGAACCUGAUUGCGGUGCUGGUAAACUGCGCCCUGAUUGGCCUGUCUGGGCAGGUGCACCGCAUGUUCCCGGAAAUGUCCACAACACAAACCAUUCUUCUCAUCGUGGCUUUAGAACACAUCAUGCUGAUCCUGCGCUUCGCCAUCUCGUGCGCCAUCCCGGACCUGCCCGAGUGGGUGGCCACUGAGAUGGCCAAGGUGGAGUUCUCCCGCCGGGAGGCUUGCCGCCGGCUGUCUUCCACCGCCACCUCCCCGCCCCCGGAGCCGGCUCCUUCCUCCGCGGGCGUCGUCAUCGGCAGGUUCGUGGUGUCCCCGGCACAAGAGGGGUCACCAGAGGCGCAAGAACAGCAGCAGGAGGCAGGCAUGGGGGUGGGGGAGGGCGGUGGCAGUGGCCAGCCGGAGGAGCCUGUACCAGAGCUGGUCCCGGCAGCACCCCUCCAGGAGCCGGCCUCCACACCCGAGGAGGUCAACACUCCGACUGCAAACGCAGCCAAGGCCGCAGCAGCAGCCAAGAAGUCCCGUGACUGGCUGGGCCCGGAAGGAGAGUCGCUGGGCUACCACCUUACCAUUGGCCCCCAUGGCGUGGACUGGGUCCGCCGGCUCGGCUUGGACGGUGCCCGCAAGACGAGCGAGCCCGAGAUGGGGGGCGCCGCCGGCCGCGAGGACCCGACCCUGAGGCGCAGCACCGACUGCAUCGUGGCCCCCAAGGACCUGGCCGCGUCCUCGGACUCGGACCUGCUGCGCUCCGCCCCGCCUUGGGGCUCCCUCUCGCACGCCAAGCCCAAGUUCCGGUUCUCGCCCGAGAAGGAGGGCUCACUCUCGGACAGUAGCCGCACCGUGUCCAGCCAGGAGGGGGACGAGGCGGCCGCCACCUCGAAGAGCGACGAGCUGGCCGCCAAGAAGACGCGCGUCAAGCAGAGCCUGAUGAAGCGUGCCCGCAGCGUGGCCAUCUUCUCGUUGAAGCUGAAGGAGAGGAGGGCUCGCGACGCGUUGGCUCGCGAGGCCGAGAACAAGGCCAAGGAGAAGUGGAUGCAGCCGGCGAACGUGGGUGGUGAGCUAUCGUGCAUCCCCAUCGAGAAGCUGAUUGCGGUGGAUGACGUCGCCCGGGGCCCCCCAGUGGGGCUGCAGCGCCGGAAACCCCCGCAGCACGGUGGUGCGAACUUGUAGCUCCCCUCGUCCCCCCCUCCGUCCCCUGUCGUAGUCGUUCUGCUAGUGCCGUAGCGUAGCGAGCCUAGGAUCACUGUCUGUGGGUGUUCAGUUGUCACGGGUGUGGAGGGGUAUGAGCUCUUGUUUGGAGAGUAUGUAAUAGUUCAAGCAGUGGUUGCUUGUUUAUAGCUAGGAGGCUCGCUGAUUGGCUGAGAAUAGGGCCAUCAGGAGCGUAUAGUGUAAUAGGCACAUACGUAGUGUUCUCGUUACAAUACUUUCUGAUGGCCGCCUCGUGCACUUGCAUAUUGGUCGGAUUAAACAUGAAGCCAACCACUGUUUAGAAAAUGUUUUGUAAAACAUUUUAAAUUAAUUUUUGGCAUUUUUAUUGCAUUGCUAUAUGGGUAAUGCCUAGUUAAAAGCUAUUUUAAUGAUAAUAAAAUAACAUUUAAGAAGUGGUUGUAUGUUUUUAUAAAAUAUUUUGUUGGUUUUUACACAGUUUAAGUGUACUGUAGUAGUACGUUUUAAAGCUUCAAGUUAAAUUUCUGGUGAUUUUUUUAUGGAACGAACACAACCAAGGAUUUUGCACACAUAAAUCUACUAUCUCUCUACACCUGCUGGUAGGUAAGGUAUCAAGAGGUAUAGGUAGGCUUGUUAGUACCCGACCAACUUAAAAUUUUUCACAAAAUGUACAAAUAAGAGCAAGUCCAGUUAUGUAUAGCAUCACUCAAUAUUAGCAUCUUUCUCUAGCUUUAUUGAAGGAGUUAGGGAAUGCUGAUGAAAGAAAAUACCCAAGUUAUUUUUAAUAGAGGUAUGGAUGUUGUGUCUCAGUUUUACCUUUUACAGUGACAGUUUUACCUAUUCUAAUUUUAUUUCCAAUGUAACAGAACAUUAUGUUACAUAUUUUUAAACUAACAAAUUUAAACAAUUCAUAGUGGUUUGGAAAAAUAUUAUUAUUGCUUAGAAUAUAUUUUGAAUUAUGUUUUAUAUUAUAUGUGGACAACGAAUAGCUUAUAGCUUUUAUUUCUACAAAAUGCAGAUAUGUUCUGUUACAUCUCCCCAAGAUAUUUUAUAAUGAAAUAUAAAGAUCUUAUUUCCUUGCUACAGUUAAUAUAAUCAAAAACAGUUUUUGUUGUAGUUAUAUGUGUGCACUUUAUCAAUGUUACUCGUAGGAAAUUUAUAACCCAUUUAUUAGCAUACAAUGUCUGCUGGUCAUCAUGAUCUUAAACAUGGUGCUUUCUUAUUCUGUCUCUAGUUAGAUGUUUGUUUUAUUAUCUGUUUUUUCAACCAAUUUCUUAAAUUAUUUUGUAAUCUCUUCCA
This is a messenger RNA of Bacillus rossius redtenbacheri, 4556 nucleotides long. It is a transcript of the gene wwk, whose product is annotated as anoctamin-8. Bases 216 to 3260 code for a protein of 1014 amino acids. The transcript is spliced from 17 exons. NCBI's taxonomy places the organism in Eukaryota, Metazoa, Arthropoda, Insecta, Phasmatodea, Bacillidae. The record is from RefSeq and is a predicted model, not a curated record.